This is a messenger RNA of Cooperia oncophora, 453 nucleotides long. Lineage: Eukaryota; Metazoa; Nematoda; Chromadorea; Rhabditida; Trichostrongylidae. The record is from the annotation of a GenBank genome assembly.
UUGCAGACUCUCUGUCAAAACGUCACGUUCUUCUACGAGUUAUUCAAUUUCUACUACAUUUGCAACUUUUUCGAAGACCAGUGGCCAGUGUUUUUCACAACAACAUUUGCAUGGGAAAUAUGUCAUGCAAUGGAUGGGUUCAUAUUUGUUCUCUUCCAUUUCCGCUGGUCGCAGUUUGGCAAGACUCAAAUAAAUGCCGUCCCAACAACUGUUGUCAGUGGUAAACAUCCAUCACACCCUGGCGAACAACACGGCAUUACCGUCUGUCUACCUAAUUAUACAUUUAAGCACAUGGAAACUCACGAAGAUAUCAAAAUUUCCUCAAAGUUCUGCCAUCAACGGCUGGGGCUUGGAGAGGCGCACCUCUACACUGGUGAUGAUGAUGUGCCUGUCGCCUACACGCUCAAUCCCUUUAUGAUGUACUACUCACCAAAGAAAAUAGAGUUCAAAAAG